AUGCCACAUGCUGUUAGGCAUUACAACUUUGGCGUAGAGAUUGAAGCUGUUACUAGGCCGUACGGAAACUGCGAGAGCUUCACCAACGUGGACUGGUAUCGACAACUGGCGCAAAAGCUACGCAACAGGGGCAUCCAAGCGGUCCAUGAUGAUUGCUCCAAGUAUAGCAAGCACCCCGAGUACUACGGAGGGAAGUGGUUCGUCACGCGUGACGGGUCGCUGAAGCGGCCACGGCCAUAUGUGUGCAUGGAGGUUGUAUCGCCAAAGCUUGACACCAUGCAUGGCGUGAGCCCUAUCAUCUCCGAUUUCUGGGAGGCCAUGCGCGUGCACUUUAAGCCUCAGGAGGACGAGUCAUGCGGUGGGCAUGUUCACGUCACGCCCGUCAACCUGAAGAACAAGUUCUCGCUCAGGACCCUCAAGAAGAUCGCCUUUGCCACGGUCGUGUACGAGGACUUUGUGGCGGAGAUGCUGCCCGCCGCUCGCCGCGACAAUCACUACUGUCGGCUGAACAGCCAGAGCCUCGACUCCGGCCUGAACAAGACGCUGGGCUGGGGGAAGAGCAUAGACGCUCUGCACAAGGUGGCUGCCGAGAUUCGGUCCAAGACGCGAAAGGCAGACUUGUGCCACUACAUGCAGGGCAACCGCUACGUUCUGUGGAACUUUCAGAACAUCUAUCCGAAGCGAAGGAGAAGACGGUGCACGGGGACGAUUGAGUUUCGGGGCGGAAACCAAUUUCUCAACACAAAGGGGACGUUGGCCUGGGUAGCCUUUGUGCUGGGUUUCAUUACCUUGGCGAAGGAAGAGGACCUUCUUCACCAUUUCUACUCUUACGUUCCACCCACGGAUCCCAGCUGGCCUCGCCUCGCCAAGGAAUGGUGGAAGCGGAUUCGGGAAGCGGCUAAGCAGUCGCGGAUGAGCAGGCAUCUGCCUGAGACGUACACGGAAAUGCAGACAAAAUGA
Trichoderma reesei QM6a is the source of this 960-nucleotide messenger RNA. RefSeq lists its product as uncharacterized. The transcript is spliced from 3 exons. The record is from RefSeq and is a predicted model, not a curated record. Lineage: Eukaryota; Fungi; Ascomycota; Sordariomycetes; Hypocreales; Hypocreaceae. Bases 1 to 960 code for a protein of 319 amino acids.